This is a messenger RNA of Neolamprologus brichardi, 3032 nucleotides long. RefSeq names its product RAP1, GTP-GDP dissociation stimulator 1 (gene rap1gds1). Gene Ontology annotation, molecular function: protein binding; guanyl-nucleotide exchange factor activity. The record is from RefSeq and is a predicted model, not a curated record. Gene Ontology annotation, biological process: positive regulation of GTPase activity. Lineage: Eukaryota; Metazoa; Chordata; Actinopteri; Cichliformes; Cichlidae.
CCGUUUCCGGGCAGCGAUGAGCACCACCGACAGGUCUCAAAGCGCUGCCAAAUGUUUUAAGCUGAAAGACCGGAAGUUGCAGUGUGAAGCCCUUCCGGCUAACUUGACCGUGGCAUGUCAACGCCAGUCGUUGAUACGAGACCCAGCCUACACGUCGUAACUGUGAAAGUGGAUGUGAGAGGAAGUCAGAUCUAUUAGCCUGACCUACCAGCCCUGUGGCUGUGGUUGCUAUUUAAAGUGGCUAACAAGCUAGCUAACCUCCACCCGCUAACUUCACGAUUUUGAGGCGGUUUAACAGACGAACGGUGGCGCUAGUACUACUCUGUUUACGGAGCUCAACACGCCAAUUUCUCUUCCACAGACACGUCCUGCCACGAUGGACAACUUGAGUGACGCCCUAGAGAAACUGAAGAUCGCGUCAACAGACAGCGCGACUGACAGUGUGGAGAGCUGUUUGGACUGCCUGCUGAAAGCCCUCGCCAACAACAGCACUGAAGCCAGCAUGAAGAUCCAUGAGAUGGGCGUCCUCCCCCUGUUCCCCACCCUGUUAACCCCCCAGUCCUCCUGCACACCCAAAGUCGCCAACAUUAUAGCCGAGGUGGCAAAAAAUGAGUUCAUGCGGAGCCCCUGUGUCGAGGCCGGCCUCAUCCCUCCUUUAGUGCAGCUGCUCAACUCCACCGAUCAGGAGGUGCUGCUGCAGACGGGCCGAGCUCUGGGCAACAUCUGUUAUGACAGCCAUGAGGGCAGGAGUGCAGUUGACCUGGCAGGAGGGGCUCAGAUAGUAGCUGAACACAUAAAGGCCCUCUCCCAAAAUACUGAGCCGGGGAAUGAGAAGCUCUUGACUGUCUUUUGUGGCAUGCUGAUGAACUAUAGCAAUGAUAAUGAUUCCCUACAAGCCCAGCUGAUCAAUAUGGGGGUAAUUCCCACUCUGGUGAAGCUGCUCGGCAUCCACUCCCAUAACACCGCCCUGACAGAGAUGUGUCUAAUUGCCUUUGGCAACUUGGCCGAGCUCGAGUCCAGCAAAGAGCAGUUUGCAUCCACCAAUAUUGCUGAGGAGCUGGUGCACCUCUUCCAGAAACAGAUGGAGCACGAGAAGAAGGAGAUGAUUUUUGAAGUUCUGGCUCCACUUGCAGAAAAUGAUGUCAUAAAGCUGCAGCUGGUGGAGGCGGGCCUGGUGGAGUGUCUGCUGGAAGUCGUGGCUCAGACGGUGGAUGGAGAGCGGGAGGAGGACAUCGCCCAACUGAAGACCGCCUCUGACCUGAUGGUUCUCCUGCUGCUCGGGGACGAGUCCAUGCAGAAGCUGUUUGAGGGAGGAAAGGGCAGCGUCUUCCAGAGGGUCCUGUCCUGGGUACCAUCUCACAACCAUCAGCUGCAGCUGGCCGGGGCGCUGGCCAUCGCUAACUUUGCUCGCAAUGAUGGCAACUGCAUCCACAUGGUGGACACUGGCAUCGUGCAGAAGCUUCUGGAGCUGCUGGAUCGGCAUGUUGAGGAAGGAAACGUCACUGUUCAGCAUGCAGCCCUGAGCGCCCUGAGGAACCUGGCUAUACCUGUGGUGAACAAAUCCAAGAUGCUGUCAGCUGGAGUGGCAGAUGUGGUGUUGAAGUUCUUGCAGUCGGAGAUGCCUCCAGUCCAGUUCAAGCUGCUGGGAACGCUACGCAUGCUCAUCGAUACCCAAGCUGAAGCAGCAGACCACCUGGGAACCAAUGGGAAGCUGGUGGAAAGGCUGGUGGAGUGGUGCGAAGCCAAGGACCACGCGGGCGUGAUGGGCGAGUCCAACAGGCUCCUGUCUGCUCUCAUUCGACACAGCAAGUCCAAGGAAGUAGUGAGGACUGUCAUCCAGGGAGGAGGAGUCAAACACUUAGUUACCAUGGCAACCAGUGAGCACAUGAUCAUGCAGAACGAAGCCCUGGUGGCUCUGGGUCUCAUAGCAGCCCUGGAUUUAGUUGCAGCUGAGAAGGACUUGGUUGGAGCCGGCCUGGUGUCUGUGCUUCACAAGCUGCUGUCAGAUGAGAGGAGUGCACCGGAGAUCAAGUACAACUCCAUGAUCCUCAUCUGUGCAGUCAUGGGCUCAGAGCCGCUUCAUAAAGAGGUCCAGAGCUUGGCGUUUAUCAACAUCGUCUCCAAGCUGAGGGCUCACGAAAACAAGACGGUAUCACACCAGGCGUCGCUCACAGAGCAGCGACUAACGGCCCAGAGCUAAAUGACUGAGUCUGACCCCACCCACACCUGCCCACCCGAAUGCCUGCCUGAUACCCAACUCUCCAGUGACACCUCACCACUGCGCUCCCCCGUGCCCCAUCGUCAUGUGCCAAGGUACCAUGUCAUGUGAACUGCGAGCCAGAUCUCCACUUAUGUCUCUGCCACCUCCACUAGGGUUAGACUGAUGUGUACUUUGUGCUUAUAUACAACCUGAGCUUUUAUUUUGAAGACCUCACCAUAAAUCCAAACUAGUCCAAGUGAAAACCUCUGUUUUUAGACGCGCGACGGAUACACACAGUCCUCUGGAAGCCAUAUUUGUAGUUUUAUUCAGACGGGUUAGCAGGAGGCCGGCUGAGGAAGGCUUCACACACGACCUGAUGUGUGAACGCAUUAGUCUAACCCUACCCCCUCCUCUACACGUGCAUGCGUCUCAGUAGCUCCACGAGAGCGCCACAGACUGCCUGAUGCAAUAGAUCGAAGAAGACACUCUUUUAUGACCAUAGCUGUGACGCCAUCUGCCGGUAAGCCGUCCAACAAAGUGUGCACAAAAAAAUCUUUCCUGUUGUGGGUUUUCUUUGGUUUUUCGAAGCAGACAGCCAUGACGCGCCCAGCUGUGUCCAUGUAGAUAGAGUAUACGCUGACUAGGAGCCGUGCAUGUUUUAGUCCCGUUCAAGGUGUGUUUACCUGUCCGCCGCUUGCAUACUCCAGAGCAUAGCCAGCCCUCUUCCUGCUGACACCUCGAGUCCUGGACUCGAUUUUAUUCAGUUUUUAACUUGUGCUGUCCAAACAGUUCCACAAACAAAAUACGAGCAGAGCAGCAAAUUGGACGUGUG